AGCUGCUGGGGGAAAUCUAGCUCGCGGACUUUUGAGUGACGUGAUGAGCCCGGCGCGCGCUCCGAGCCGCGUGACUCUUUCCUGCUCGCUUCUCGUUUCACCGGGCGACAAGAACAAAGAAGAGCAGCUCCAAACCCAUUCACCUGCUCCGCUUUAAAACGCUGUAAAUGUGAACUAUUGCGGUGGAGACGGUGCUAGCUUGGAGCUGGGAUCGGAUUGAACUAAGUGGCGGAAUUGGAGGAGCUGGACUGAGCACUUCCACCUUUACAAGUAUGGCCAGGAGAAAGCAGCGAGCACCCAAGCGCGCGCCAGCUUAUGAUUCAGAGGAUGUUGAAGAACCAAGAAUCCAAAAUGAGGAUUUUGUAAAGGAAGACUCAAGAACCACAGAGAAGCCACUGGCUAACAAUGACUUAAGGAAGGACUCUGCCAUUGAAAAAUCAAAGGAUGAACACUGCUUCCCUACUGCUGAGUUUUCUGAGACUGACAGUGAAUUACACAUUAAUGAGGCGAAUGAACCUACAUCAGAUGUUGACAGCAGGUCAAUUAAUAUUAAAGACAACCCAAUGAAAGAGUGUUUUAAUGAGCGAUCCGAGAAAUCACUGUGUGGCUCAGAUAGUCUGGAACAGAUAAAAGCCAUUUAUAAUGGUUUUCUUUCUAACUCCUUUUGGUCUUCGCCAAGUCUAAAUCCUUCUCAGUCAUGUACAGAGAAAAGAUCUGAAACAAGCAGUAGCAGCAGCAGCAGCAGCAGCAGUCCUGGGGGUAAUUGCUAUGACUGGCACCAGUCUGCAGUUGCAAAGACCUUGCAGCAGGUUUCUGAAAAACAGCUUCACCCUCAAAGGGAAACUAAUCUUUUCAGCACCGUUCAGCUCUACCGCCAAAGUGCUAGGGUGUAUGGGUCCAUCUUUAGUGGUGCAAGCAAGUUUCAUUGCAAAAGCUGUAGUGCCUCUUAUGACACACUGGUUGACCUUACAGUUCACAUGAAUGAUACAGGCCACUACCGAGAUGACAACCAUGAGAAGGCUGACAAAGGGGCCAAGAGCUGGUCCAAGCCACGUAAACGCUCUUUAAUGGAACUGGAGGGUAAGGAGGAUGCACAGAAGGUGCUGCGCUGUAUGUAUUGUGGUCACUCUUUUGAAUCCUUGCAAGAUCUCAGUGUACACAUGAUUAAAACCAAACACUACCAAAAAGUGCCUCUUAAGGAACCUGGAACAUCAGUUGCUGCUGCUAAAGUGAUGUCAUCUUUCAGAAAGAGAGUACCUGUAGAAUUAGAUAUAACUAAACUAAAUGGCACUGAUCAGAAAGCCUCUUCUAAUGAAAGUCUAAUAAAUGUUAGUGUUCCCAAGGUUGCUGACAUUAACAAGAAGGAGAGUCUCAUGGACCACAAGGGGAUGAGUAACACCGCUCAGAUAAAAUCCCAGAUUUUGAGGUGUAUGGAAUGUGGACAAUCAUUUGAGACUUUGCAGCAGUUAAGUGCCCACAUCAUGCUGACAGGGCACUUUGUUAAAGCUAAUCAAUCUCCCCAAAAAAUGAACAGAUGCAUUUCAGAACAGAUAUCCUUGCCUGGGAAAAUGAAGAUGAAAAAUGUGAAGACCCCAAAAGAGAGACCUUGUUCCUCCACAUCCUCCCCAAAUGAAAGCACCAAAUCACUGCAUACCUCUACUCCUCUAAAACAACCAGAAAAGCAGCAAAAGAUUUUCCUAAAAGACAUGCAUUCUAAAGAACUGGGAAGUGACAACAAUUUAGAGGAGAGGUUCACAAUGUCUUCAAAAUCUGACUAUCUUACUGAAGAGGACUUGCAGGACUGUCCAAAAAUGAACCUGGAUAUCCUUAAGUCCUUGGAGAACACUGUUACUUCUGCCAUUAACAAAGCACAGAAGGGCACUCCCAGCUGGGGAGGAUAUCAAAGCAUUCAUGCUGCUUAUCAGUUGCAGAAUAGCAUAAAGCCUUCUCUCUACAACUCUUCCAUGCAGCAACUAGUGCAUGGUGUGGAAGUUUCAUUCUCAGACAAAAAUGAAAUCCCUUCCAGCCCUCAACAGAGAACUCCUUCACCCAAAGUAAACCUGCAUGCCAUGGAGGAAUUGGUAAAGAAAGUAACACAGAACAUUGCUGAGGAAACAAGAAAGGACAAAGAUGAACAGACUUCCGUAGCAAGGCACUUUAUAAUCUCCUCUGCUACGAGUGCAGACAGGAAAUCAGCAUCCAAUUCUCCUGCAGUAGAAGGAUGCGAAACACUAAAGAACAAAGAUAACAAGAUUGCUGACUCUGAGAAUAAUGUAAGUGGGAGGGAGUCAAAAAAAUGUAACGAAAGCUUCACAACCUCUUUAGAUUUCUGUGAAGACAGCGCAGUAAUAACUGUUCACCCAGAGCCAAAACAACCAUUUGUUAGUCCUUUAAAUGCCCUUCAGUCAGUCAUGAAUCUUCAUUUGGGUAAAGCGGCCAAUCCUGUGAAACCAGUUGAGGAUCCUAUGAGUAUGCUUCUAAAGAUGAGCAACAGUAUGGCAGAGAGGGCUGCGGUUGCUUCAGCUCCGAUAUCCACCUCAAAGCCAGAGCCAUUACAUCUAUAUGUGUAUCACAAUGACAAAGACCAACCAAUAGAUUUAUCCAAAGGCAAAAGGAACCAGUGUUUAGUUACAGCUUCUCUCCCAGGGAAAGUGUUGAACUCUCUUCCUGCUAUGACCAAGACUGAUUUAACUGAUACAAUCAAAUGCCCCCCAGUCAGUCCAGUGCACGAAAGUGCACUAUCAGAAAUAUCAGACAUGUUACGCAAUUUUUCCGACAGUCAUGUCUUAAAUUCUCAGACUUCUCACAAAUCCGAGAGUUCGGGUAUUGAAGAUUCUCAAACGUCAAACGCAGGAGAUGAUGCAUCUAUGGUGCACAAACGCAAUGGAAGGCAGUCGCACUGGAAUCCUCAACACUUGUUAAUUCUGCAAGCCCAGUUCACAUCUGGCCUCAGAAAGACAGCUGAAGGGAAGUAUGUCAUAUCAGACUUGAGCCCUCAAGAGAGGCUGGUCAUCUCACAUGCUACAGGUCUUUCCAUGACAACUAUCAGCCACUGGCUUGCCAAUGUGAAAUACCAGCUGAGGCGCACAGGCAGGACCAAGUUUAUGAAAAACGUUGACUCAGGUCACCCAGUUUUCUUCUGUAGUGAAUGUGCUACACAAAUCCAAAAACGUUCAUCAUACAUCUCUCAUCUUGAAUCACAUCUCGGCUUUAGAUUACAAGAUUUGGCUAAAUUCUCAUGUAAAAAUCUCAGCAAGACGAUUGUAAAGCAUUCAACAAACGUAUUGGAGAAAACUGUCUUGUCGUUCCUCUGAUCCACUGCAGGUGGCAAGCAGCUGUACAGAGUAUAAAAGGUGUACUAUUAAUCUUAAUUUCAGCAGCUCAGAAUGCAGUUCAUGGAGGAACAGGAGUUUAUAAAAACUGAAAUAUCAAAACAUCUGUGUAAUUGUUGUACAGGAUGUGUAUUGUAUGUUGAUAAAAAGUUUAUUAUCAUAAUAUGUAUGUCAUAAAUAAAAUAAAUAUCCGGUAGGAAGUAUAACUCACCGAAUUUUUUUCAUAAAAAUUAUUAUAUAAAAAGUGGCAUAUACAUGAUUAUUUAUUUCUGUAUAAUCAUCAACUUUAUGCUGAUGUGCUUACAGUUCAAAUAGGUAACAAAGUGUACAUUUGUACAGGGCUAAUAUUUUCCAUGAUUAUUCAUUCUAUUUAUUAUUUAUUUAUUUGCAAAUGUUUUUUUUUUCUUCUGUUGUCGUAAUCUAUGUUUAUGCAUAUAAAUCUACAUUAUUUUCAUACAGUUUGUACAGCAGUUUGCUAUUUUAUACAACACAGCACCACUUCAACCUGAUAACCAUAAGACUAAAAUAUUAACAUAGGACAUUUAUUGACAUCUGUACAUGUGCUCACUUAUCCAUUAUUUAUUACUGAUCAGUAAACAGUCAACCGUGCACAGCACAGUGCAUACAGUCAGACACAUUUAGGCGAAGAACUUCAGUUAAUGUUCACAUGAAAACAUCCAAAUUAGAACAAAGUGAUUUCUUUGGCUUUUACACAGAAUUGUGCAAAUAACACAAAGCAACCUGAUGUCUUAAUGGCAUCUUCUGCUGCUGUAGCGCUUUCAAAUCAAAGCUUGAUAUGUUGUGCAUUCUGAGAUGCUUUUCUGCUCAGCACAGUUUUAAAGAGUGCUCAUUUCAGUUUCUAUUGACUUGUCAGGUCAUUCUCCUCUGAUCUCAUCAACAAGGUGUUUCAACCUGCAGACUCUCUGCUCACAGGAUGUGUUUUGGUUAUUGCACCAUUUUGUGUUAAUAAUGUUAUGUUUGAAAAAAAAUCUCUGGUGAUUAUCUGUUUCUGAAAUGGUAAACUAUCUGACACCAACAACCAUGCCACGUUUUUUCCCCCUCAUUUUCAUGUUGGAUAAAAUUUAACUAAAACUCUUGACCUGUACCUACGUUAUUUAUGCAUUGUGCUGCUGCCACCAAAUUGGCUAACUGGAUAACUGCAUAAAUAAGCAGAAGUACAGGGGAUUUUAUAAUAAAGAGGAUGACGAAUGUAUGAUAUAUUGCUUACAAUCUAGUGUCAUAUAAUACAAAAGAAAUGUUUGCAUAUUGUAAGCUUACUGGUAAAUGUACUUUUAGUUAUAUUCAUAAAGCAAAACUAUCCAGUGUUCUGUGUUUUCUUUUUUAACAACAUCUAUUUUUAUAAUGUAAAAUGUAAA
Molecule: messenger RNA, 4708 nt
Organism: Silurus meridionalis
Lineage: Eukaryota; Metazoa; Chordata; Actinopteri; Siluriformes; Siluridae
Gene: tshz3a
Product: teashirt zinc finger homeobox 3a
Exons: 2
Coding region: 273-3314 (1013 amino acids)
Biological process (GO): regulation of transcription by RNA polymerase II
Cellular component (GO): nucleus
Molecular function (GO): DNA-binding transcription factor activity, RNA polymerase II-specific; DNA binding
Source: RefSeq, a predicted model, not a curated record